GGUGAGUCUUUGAGAGCAGGCAGGGCUCAGUUUGACGAAGCUCAAAAAAAGUCCGCGGGGAAGUUCCCUAGGAAAUCCCCCAAAGACGGUGCGGGGAUAUUAUUGUGCGCCAAAGCGUCGACACAAUUGACCUUCCUCGGUCCAUUUCUAAAGUCACAGGGCUGUUAGCGGAGGUGUCAAAUGCUGGAUUACUAAAACGGACUCGUUAGUCUGUCAAAAACAAAAACCCAACCAAGCCAAACUAUGGAUAACGCCAGCGUGACCUCGGAUACCGACGCGAAGCUGCGGAGCUGCAGCACGCUGAAUACUCUGUACCACGAGACGCAGCAGGAGCUGGAGCUGCUGAACAAACAGAUCACCGUGAAGGACAACAUCAUCGCAGACCUGAAGGCGAGGCUGGGGAGGUACGAGAGGAUCUACAUGACUGUGGGAGAUAACGAGUCUGUGGUCGUCGGGCCGUCCAAGUCUCUGCUGGACAGUUUGUGCAAAGAGAUAUGCAAACAGAAGCAGAAGAGGAAAGACUUGGAGUUAAAGGCGUCUCGACAGACAGAGGAGAUCCAGAGGCUGAACAUGCAGCUCAGAGAGAAGGAGCUGGAGUUGGAGAAGGUCAGGGGUCAGCCGGACCACGAGAAGGACCAGGAGAUCCACAGGCUGCGGUCGGCCCUGGAGGAGAGGGAGCGGUCCGAGGCCACCAGAGCCGUACUCUGCACGUCCCUGGCAGAGGAGGCUGACCAGCUGCGCGGCCAGCUCGGCGCCACCGUGAAGGUGUGCCAGGAGCUGCUGGCCAGGCUGGAGGGAGAUAGGAAGAAGGGGGGAGGAGAAGGGGAGGAUGUGGCUCUGCAGCAAAGGUCUAAGGAGAUGCCAGACUCCUUUGACAACAGUGGUGCUAACGCCCAAAUCUGUCAACUUCAAGAGGAGAAUCAACAGCUAAAGCAGCGAGUUGCAUAUGUCCAGAGUCUGAACUCUCGGUGGCAGAAGUAUGACGCCAGCAGGGAGGACUAUAUCAGAGGUUUAUGUCAGAGGCUAAAGGAGACCUCUGGGCCGGCUUUGAUGCCGGGCCUGGGCUCUAUAAGCAGCAGUGUGCUUCAUCAUGAGAUCACCAGGCUCAACGGCUUGCUCGAGGAGAGGAUGAGCGAGUGUGAGCGGCUGAGUAGAGAAGUGGAGGAGAUGAGGAGGCGAGACAACGAGCGCAUCCAGACUCUGCAGCAGCAGGUCCUCAUCUACGCAGACGACUUUAAGUCGGAGCGUGGCGACAGAGAGCGAGCACAGGGUCAGAUCCAAGACCUGAAGGAGCAGAUUUAUAAGUUAAAACAGCAGCUACACAAACAGCAGGGAGCAAGCAGAGAGACCAGAGACGUGGUUCCUGUGUGUCGUGUGCACAUAGGGCACAGGAUCACCUCGAGGCGUCAUAAGGACUCUUCAGAGCCGCUGUUGAGGACCACGGCUGAGUUGCAGCAGCAGCAGCAACCCGCCGCUGCAGCAGCAGCAGCGAUCCCUGCGUGGAACGAACGCCCAGGCCUGUCAGAGUUACAGUGCCCGCGUUGCCUCGCCACGUUUAGAGACACGGACUACUCAGAGUACCUGAACCAUUGUGAAGACUGUGCCAGACUAUAAACAGAACACUUGUUUUUUUUAGGGGGCGGACAGACAGACAGACACCUAUCACUCACUGACAGUAACUGAACACUGAAGAGCAGCACUACACGGCAGAACAUAACCGAGUGGAGUUUCCAAUGCGGAGAGACUUGACUACAAAUGAAACGACUGACUUGAGAUGUUUGUACAUAAUGGAGCAAAACUGUACAACCCAAAGUUCCCCCUGUCGCAAGAGAAAUGAGUGGAUCAGGCUUUUUCUUUUAAGUCUGCAUAGUGAGCAGUGUCAGGUUCUUAGUGUUCUCCUGUGGCAAUGCAGGAGAUUAUUGUGGUGGGAAAGUGGAUGUCCAUGCAAUAUAUCGAAUAUCAUAUACCUCAAUGUGUCAAAUUACAAACCUGUUGCACUUUCUUGACAUUUAGCCAAAAAACUGAAUCGUAGGAUCGUACGAUUAAGACAUUCAUGACGCAUAAGCUUCUUAUUUUGGAUAAUAUGGUGCUAUUUGUUGUUUAUUUUUUUGAUUGAACUUUACAUAUUCUGUCCUGUAAAUUAUAUAUUCUUAAUAAGAGAUUUUAAAAUAUAUAACUAUAUUAAUAUUUAUUCAUGUUGCAUAAAUAAUUGGAGAAGGCAAAGCAUUUUAGUGCAAUGCUUUUGAUGCCUUUUUUUUUUCCACCAAAGCCAUGAAAUAUUUGUUUCCUGGUACAGUUUAAGGAUAAAAAAUGUUAAUACAUUACAACUGGAAAAUAUGUUUUGUCCUUUUUUUUGUAACAGUGUAUGUAAAGAUUGCAUCCCAACUGACAAUAAUAUACUUAUUUUUUUGAGAUCUUGUGCUGUUUCUCUUGAGCCGGCACAUUAUUUUUGUAAUAAAAAACUGUUU
This is a messenger RNA of Anoplopoma fimbria (sablefish), 2468 nucleotides long. RefSeq names its product TNFAIP3 interacting protein 2 (gene tnip2). Gene Ontology annotation, biological process: cellular response to lipopolysaccharide; regulation of transcription by RNA polymerase II. NCBI's taxonomy places the organism in Eukaryota, Metazoa, Chordata, Actinopteri, Perciformes, Anoplopomatidae. Gene Ontology annotation, molecular function: K63-linked polyubiquitin modification-dependent protein binding. The transcript has 6 exons. Bases 244 to 1614 code for a protein of 456 amino acids. The record is from RefSeq and is a predicted model, not a curated record.